UUUAUACUAUUUUCUGUCUAAUUGACGUUUACGUACAAAUGGUCCGAAGUUGAAAUGACAUAAUACACAGAAUUAUUUUUAAUGUCUUUUCUAGUACAAUAAUUCAAAUUAAAUUGUUUAAUUUUACCUAAAACGCAGAGUAACUAUGGCACGAGUACACACGGAUCCCUCUAGAAUCACAAUGGAGGAUAUCCUACAAGAAACUGGUUGGGGACUUUACUACAAGGUUCUGAUAGGAGUUGUUUCGGCCUGCAACUUUUGCCAAGCAGUUAGUCUUGUUGCUCUGUCUUUCGCUCUGCCAUUAGGAACCUGUGAUCCUUUCAUAAAUGAGGCCACCAUUUUGACAGUAGACAUGUGCUUUUUCUUCGGGAAGGCGAUUGGUGGCUUCCUCUUGAAUGCCUCAUCAGAUGUUACUGGAAGAUUAUGGUUACUACCUAACAGCUUGAUGAUGAUUUUUUGCAGCACAUUUUUAGCAGCCUUUUCGCACACUGGAUCUACUUUAUCUGUGGCGAUGUUCAUUUUAGGUUCUGGGCUCGAGGCAAAUACCCAUGCCACACGAAUCCACCUGGCUGAAAUUUUGCCGAAAUAUACUAGAGGUCGGCAUCUUAUAACACCUAACUUCUUCUGGACACUGGGAUAUAUGAUAGCAACUGCAUCAGCAUGGAAAUUGUCUCAUCAUGCAAUUGUGGAUCACAGAGGGAGUGAUAUGAGACUCACCGCUUGGAGGUUGAUGUUCGCUGUUGCAGGAGGCUGCAACCUUAUAGUGGCUUGUGUAACAGCCCUUGUUCAACCUAGUCCACGAUAUCGACUAUUCAGGAAACAAUAUGACCUUGCACAAUCUACUCUCAAGUUAUUUUAUGCCAUUAAUAAGUCCAAAUACAGUGAAACGUGGCCUCACAGAGUGGAAGACCUCACCAACAUUAUUUCGGAUUUCCAAAUAAACACUGAGCCUCAGCCACUGAAUUGUGGCGAACAGAUCCGUCUGUUGUUACGUCGCACUUUUAAGACUGUUUGUUUAUUGUUCAAGAGAAGGUUCAUAUCGACCACCGUCACGUUGAUAAUAAUGAGGAUUUUACUUUUCAGCGGGCAAAAUUGUGCCUGUGCAUUUGAUGCUCAGUAAGGCACUUCUGGUUCGAAAUGGAACCUGUGAGGUAAUUGGCCAUGAACUCUUGCACCUCUUUCCACCAAUAGGUCAGAAAUGUAUUCUUGAAGUUGACUUGAUGCUGUUCAUCAUUUUCAUUUCACUGACUUUGAAUA
This is a messenger RNA of Coccinella septempunctata (seven-spotted ladybird), 1257 nucleotides long. RefSeq names its product synaptic vesicle glycoprotein 2B-like. Gene Ontology annotation, biological process: transmembrane transport. Lineage: Eukaryota; Metazoa; Arthropoda; Insecta; Coleoptera; Coccinellidae. Bases 146 to 1120 code for a protein of 324 amino acids. Gene Ontology annotation, molecular function: transmembrane transporter activity. The transcript is spliced from 7 exons. Gene Ontology annotation, cellular component: membrane. The record is from RefSeq and is a predicted model, not a curated record.